UUAAAGUCUGUGAUCAAUUAUUGGUUGACGCUGUAUCGCACUGAGUCAUUCGCAAAAGCUAAUACAGAUCGUGAAUCCCUUCGUGCUUGUUUUACCAUGGCCUUAGAAUUUGUCGGUGGUGCACUUCUUUCUGCUUUUCUUCAGGUUGCAUUCCAGAAGUUAGCUUCCCCUCAAAUUCUCGAUUUCUUUCGUGUAAGAAAGCUUGAUCAAAAGCUGCUAUUCAAGUUGGAAACAAAGCUGCACUCCAUCCAUUCUCUGGCUGAUGAUGCAGAACGAAAGCAGUUCACGUAUUCACAUGUCAGAAGCUGGUUACUUAAGGUCAAAGAUGCUGUCCUUGACGCAGAGGAUCUCUUGGAUGAUAUACAAAUGCUCUCCAAAAGAGAAUUGGAUGCUGAAACUGAAUCUCAAGUCUUUACGGGCUGUACUUGCAAGGUAUUCAAUUUCUUCAAAUCUUCUUCAAUUAGUUCUCGUAACAAGGAAAUCGAGUCCAGGAUGGAAGAAAUCCUUGAAAUCUUAGAAUUUCUCUCAAACCAAAAGGGUGCUCUAAGAUUGAAAACUGCUAGUGGUGUUAGAUCUGGGUUGAGCAAUGAACUGCCACAAAAAUCACAAACAACAUCGUCGGUUGUUGGAACCGAUAUUUAUGGCAGAGAUGAUGAUAAAAAACAGAUCGUUGACUGGUUGAUAUCUGACAACAACAAUUCUAACCAGCCAUCAAUACUUUCUAUUGUGGGAAUGGGCGGGCUGGGUAAGACCACACUUGCCCGACAUGUAUUCAGUGACCCAAGGAUAAACAAGGCUAAAUUUGAUGUCAAAGCUUGGGUUUGUGUUUCAGCUGAAUUUGAUGUUUUUAAAGUAUCAAAAGUAAUUCUUGAGGCUGUUACUAAAUCAACUGAUGAUAGUGGAAAUUUAGAGAUGGUCCAUACAAGAUUAAAAGAAAAUUUGACUGAAAAGAAAUUUCUUCUCGUUUUGGAUGAUGUUUGGAACGAGAACCAAUGUAAUUGGGAAGAAGUGCAUAAGCCCCUCAUGUUUGGAGUCCAAGGGAGUAGGAUUCUAGUCACUACACGUAGCAAGGAAGUUGCUUCUACCAUGCGGUCAGAAAUUCACUCCUUAAAGCAAUUACAAGAAAAUGAUUGCUGGAACUUGUUUGUUAAAUAUGCUUUUAAAGACGAUGAUACUCAACAAAAUCUAGAGUUCACAGAGAUUGGCAAGAAGAUAGUUGAAAAAUGUAAAGGACUACCUCUUGCAUUGAAGACAAUGGGAAAUCUAUUAUACAACAAAUCAUCUGUUUCAGAGUGGGAAAGUGUGUUCCAAAGCGAAAUAUGGGAAUUUUCACAAGAGCGUUGUGAUAUUAUCCCUGCUUUAGCAGUGAGCUAUAUCCACCUUCCUUCCCAUCUGAAGGUCUGCUUUGCUUAUUGUGCCCUGUUUCCCAAGGAUUAUGAGUUUAAGAAGGAGCAUUUGAUGCACUUGUGGAUGACUGAAAAUCUCCUACAAUGUCCUUCAGAAAAAGUUUGCCAACAAUACUUCAAUGAUCUACUAUCAAGAUCCUUCUUCCAACAAUCAGAUGAAGAGGAAGAAGUAUUUAUGAUGCAUGACCUUCUAAAUGAUUUAGCAAAGUAUGUUGGUGGAGGCAUAUACUUUAGGUGGGAAGUUGGUCAAAAAGAGAAGAUACAAAAAGUAACUCGUCAUUAUUCAGUUGAACUUGGACACAAUCAAUAUUUUAAUGGGUUUGAAACCCCAUGUAACACAAAAAGGUUACGUACAUUUAUGCUAACAAGUAGGGGAAUUGAUCCUUUCACUCGUUGGGGUGCCAAUAUGUCGAUACAUGAAUUUUUUUCCAAGUUUAGGCUUUUACGAAUUUUAUCUCUGUCUUGUUGUGACAUUAAAGAGCUGCCUGACUCUGUUGCCAAUCUUGAGCAUCUCCAACUGUUAGACCUCUCAUUUACUGUACUAAAAACACUUUCUGAAAAGAUAUGUUCACUCUGCCACUUGCAAAUACUGAAGUUGAACUAUUGUAGGUAUUUGGAGGAGUUGCCUUCAAAUUUGCAUUUACUCACCAGUUUGUGUCACCUUGAAUUGAUAUCGAAUAAUUUGAAAAAGUUGCCGCCGAGUUUGGGAAAACUGAAGAAUCUUAAAGUAGUCAUGGAAUCCUUUAAUGUUGGUCGUGGCGGGGAGUUCAGUAUUCAACAGCUAGGAGAACUCAACCUUGAUGGAAGUCUAUCAAUUGGGGAGCUACAAAAUAUUGAAAAUUCAGUGGAUGCAUUAGAAGCAUAUUUGAAGAAUAAAACACUCCUUGUAAAGCUAAAGUUGCAAUGGAGACGGAAUAGAGACUCUAUUGAUUCGAAGAAAGAAGAGGAGGUAAUUAAGAAUCUGCAACCUUCCAAAAAUUUAAAGGAGUUGUCAAUCUUAAACUAUGGUGGGAAACAAUUUCCAAACUGGUUACAUUUAUUAUCGAACCUGGUGUCCUUAGAGUUGGAUAGAUGUAAAUCUUGCGAACGCUUACCUCCCCUUGGACUUUUGUCGAAUCUGAAGGACUUGAUUAUUCAUAGACUUGAUGGGAUAGUGAGCAUUGAUGCUGAUUUUUAUGGGAGCAACUCUUCUUCAUUUAAGUCCCUGCAAAGUUUGACGUUCGCCAAUAUGGGGCAAUGGGAAAAAUGGGAAUGCAAAGCAGGUGGUUUUCCAAAUCUUCAAACACUUUAUAUAAGUGAUUGUCCCAAGCUGAAAGGAGAGUUGCCAGAGCAACUUGUUCCUCUGAAAAUAUUACAUAUUACACACUGCGAACAACUUGAGGCUUCCGCUCCCAAGGCUCUAGAUUUAAUUGCUGUAUAUUGUGGAAAGCUACAUUUGGACUGGGCUACCAUGAAAAGUCUCAUGAUGCAAGCACCAUUGCUGGAAAUAGUUUGGUCUAACACUGUUGAAUAUUUGCACAUUAACUGGAUGUCAAUAAGUGAUGAUUGUGUCGCUGGAAGGAUCUUUUCAUUGGAUUCCCUCCCAAGACUCAGGGAGUUGUAUCUCGGUAGGUUUCCUAAUCUGGAGAUGAUUUCACAGGAUCAUGUUCACGAUCAUCUCGAGGGUAUGACAAUCGUAGAGUGCCCUAAAUUUGAAUCACUGCCUGCAAACAUGCAUACAUUGCUUCCAUCUCUCAAUGAGCUACACAUAGGAGACUGUCCAAAACUUGAGUCGUUUCCUGAGGGAGGUUUGCCAUCAAAUUUAAAAUUUAUGAAACUCAAUAAUUGCUCCAGACUAGUUGUUGGCUCACUGAAAGGAGCAUUCAGAGACGAUCCGUCUCUGAAAAGAUUGUCCAUUGAAAAAGUGGAUGUAGAAUGUUUUAGUGAUGAAGGUGUGUUUCCACUCUCUCUUACUGAACUAUACAUCCGUGAUUGUCCAAAUCUAGAAAAAUUGGAUUACAAGGUUUCUCAACUCUCAUCUCUUAAAUCAUUGACUCUUUCUAUCUGUCCCAACCUCCAAUGCUUACCAGAGGAGGGUCUUCCUUCAUCAAUUUCAGAUCUUCAUAUAAUCAGUUGUCCUUUGCUCAAACAACGUUACCAGAAAGGAAGUGAGGAUUGGGAAAAGAUUGCUCACAUUCAAAAUCUGCUUAUAGAGUAGUGAUGUUGUUUGUUUUGAACAGUGAUGCAUUUGGUGGGUUACAAUUUAUUUUUCUUUUGGAUUUUGGAUGUGUAUGAACUACUUUUCUCUUUCUUUUGGAUGUGUUUGUUUUA
Messenger RNA from Vigna unguiculata (cowpea), 3716 nucleotides. The record is from RefSeq and is a predicted model, not a curated record. NCBI's taxonomy places the organism in Eukaryota, Viridiplantae, Streptophyta, Magnoliopsida, Fabales, Fabaceae.